UAAAGUUCAUUAUCAAGUCAUCAAGUCAAAGCAUUCACACAUGAUAAUAACAGAGAUGCAGUGGCAUAAUGUAAAAAAAAAAAAAAGUAACAUAAAGGGUUUCUGGACAGUGCCAUUGUUGAUUUAUUCCAGCCCUUUUUUGCUUAAGUCUACAGGGAGAAUCGUUGCUCCAUCAACAAAAAAUUCCAAGCUCAAGAAAAAGAUCUAAUAUAAAUUUGUCUGAUAGCAGGUAGAAUAAUGACACUGUGGAAGCUUUGCAAAAGUUCUUGAUUACAGGUAACACAAACCCAGAGCAGCAGAUGUCAUGAGCUCCAUACAGUCAAACUCUUCUGCAAACGAGACCUUUGUUCGUCCUGCAACAUUUUUCCUCAGUGGCCUUUCUAAUGUUCCACAUGCAAAAUACUAUUAUGUGUUCUUGUCUUUAGUGUAUGUUGCUACUGUUUUGGGGAAUUCAUUUAUCAUGUGUGUGAUUUAUUUGUCUCGCAGACUUCACACAGCCAAAUAUGUUGUUGUUUUCCAUCUGGCCUUUUCUGAUCUGUGUGGAAGCUCGACUGUGAUUCCAAAAAUAAUUGACACAUUUUUAUUCGAACAUCAGGAGAUUUCAUAUGAAGCAUGUUUGGCAAACACGUUUUUUAUAUAUCAUUUCCUAAAUAUCCAGUCUUUAACACUACUUGUCAUGGCUUAUGACAGACUGGUUGCUAUUUGUUUUCCUCUACGUUAUCAUGCUAUUAUAACCAAACCAACAAUGUUCCUGAUCCUAGGAGGAAUGUGGAUUUAUUCUGUGACAUAUUUUUCUGUAUUUAUAGGUUUGCUAAAUAGACUCUCUUUUUGUAAAUCUAAUGUGAUUGAUAGUUAUUUUUGUGAUUACAGUCUUCUGAAUAAACUAGCGUGUAAUGAUAAUUCUAUAAAUAUUUUGAUGAUAAAAAUUUGCUUUGGUGUCAUGAUUGGCAUGCCACUCAUGCUGAUCUUUGUCUCAUAUUUCUGCAUUUCUUUAGCUCUGUUUAAGAUUGCUCAUGGUGCCGAUCAAGCCAAAGCCAUAAAAACCUGCACCUCACACCUCAUGUUGGUGGCAAUUAGUUAUAUCCCCUAUUUAAGUAGUCACAUUGCAUUCUUAACAUCACAUAUUCAACCAAACACCCGGUUAAUUAACCAUUCCCUCACACAGACAAUUUCACCUAUGCUGAAUCCCAUCAUUUACACUCUAAAGACAGAGGAGGUAAUGCAAUCCAUAAAAGAUCUGUACAAAUCUAGCAAAGUGAGCAGUACAGUACAAAUGAAAUGUAGGAGAAAUUCGAAACUAAAAUUACAGGUUUAAACUGUGGUCUGUGAGUUGAUGGAUUUUAUAUGUUAGAUGUUGUUACAAAUGUAUUGUAAACAGGCCCAACAUAUUCUAACUAUUUAAGAUGAAACCUAAAAAACAAAGCUAUACAUUUAUUAGUUUAUUCUAAGUUAAACAGUGAGUCAAAUGAAAUAACAUUUUACUCCCCUUUGCUUUAAAUAUAACAAAAGGUUUGAAAUGCUUCUGCAUCAGUGUUUGUUUUCAUUAUGAAUAGACAUCUUCACACUUGAAUAUAUUCUCUAUAUUAUAAAACAUUCACUGGAAUGAGUUUCAGUUCUGCUGAAUGUGACCCAAAGUUUGUGAAUUACAUUUAUUUUUCCAGAGGUCAACUUUUUUCUUCAGAGUGAUGCAGGCAUCUGUUUUAAGGAACUAAAUUAGUUUAAGAGAUCUUGUUCACCAAAAGUAAUCAAAUAAUGACAACUAUAAGCAACUUAAUAGCCGUGCACAAAUACAGUUUUACGUCCUAUAUUGUUUUUAAUCUACCAACCCAUCAAUGUAUAAAUCCAUAUAUUGAUGUAACAAACGGUCAAGGCACAAUUUUGGGACUGCAACAAUAAAUUAAUAAUGAAAUCAA
This is a messenger RNA of Danio rerio (zebrafish), 1913 nucleotides long. The record is from RefSeq and is a predicted model, not a curated record. Lineage: Eukaryota; Metazoa; Chordata; Actinopteri; Cypriniformes; Danionidae.